AUGGGCUGCGGGUUAAGGAAACUGGAGGACCCGGAGGACAGCAGUCCCGGGAAGAUCUACUCCACCCUAAAAAGACCUCAGGUGGAGACCAAAACCGACACCGUGUACGAGUAUGUGCUGCUGGAUUUCAGCCUGGAAGGUAAGCUGAGAUCAUGGAUGAUGGCACCUUCAGGUGGCCCCUCAACUCCCAUUAUUGACAUAUUUUAUGCUCAUUGAAUAUAAUCUUUCUGUUUCUUCACCAAGAUACAUCGGUGUUAAUACCAACAGAUAUGUUUGAAUGUUAGUGAUGUCCUGAAUCAUGUUUUUUAAUUUGGUUAGCAUAUUUUCAUUAUCACUCUUUGAUGAGUUUAAAACAAGCACAAAAAACAGGGUUGGGUAUCGUUUGAUUUCGGACGAUUCCGGUUCCGAUUCCGAUUCAUCGUUUUGAUACCGGUUCCUAACGAUUCUCUAUUCCGAUUCUUUUAAAAACAUGCAUGGUUAAAAUCAGGGUGCUGCCCAGAGUUCUACUUUUUGGAUGAAAUUUCUGAACUUCUCUAUGAAUUUUUAAAUUAUAUUAACUUUUUAAGAACUUUAUUAUGAGUUCCUCACAUGACUAUUUUAACCAGUAUAUAAAUAUCGAUUUUGGUUGUCAGGUAGUUUGUCUAUGAAAGAGUACAAGGGCUAACGUUAGCUGGAUAUUUAAGUUGACCCACCGUACACAGUACAAUUUGUCUGCCACUUCAAAGUUAGCAGAAGACAGAAGUAAUCUAUUGUUUCACUUAUCUGAUUCUGGCUGGUUAGCGGAAGACCAGCGAAGCGUGUCAAAGACAGGGCACUCAGGUAUUUCUCCUCAGCUCUCCUCAUGUUAGUCAAGUGCCCUCCUUUGCAUGAUAUAACUGUGUUGUGCCUUCUUCGUUGGUGUUCAGCAGAGUCUUCCUCGUUGGUGUUCGGCGGCUAUAUCUUCCGGACUCUGGCAUCGAAACUUGGAAUAGAAUUUUUAAAAUUUGAACAGUUCCAAGAGAAUCGGAAUGUUAGUCCCGGUCCCCAUUGAAGGCUUGAGACUUGAUGCCCAACCCUACAAAACAAGUCAAGUGACGUAAUCCACUGCACACUCGCUGUUGGUAAAACUGAAAAUAUUAAAGCUCCUGUGAGGAUUUUUCCGUUUGUGUUGAUUUCGGCGCCCCCUGUGGACAGAUGCUACCCCUGAAAUAAAGCUGGUAAAGUCUUGUCAUUGAGCUGUUUGCAGGAAAAGUUUUUUUUCCUAUGCAAUCUUAAAACUCUUUGGUGAAAUUUGGUUUAACCGCUUCAUGUCAUGGCCGUGUCAAAACCUUUUAAUAGUGCUGAUGUACUGUCCACCAAAAUCCAUUUUCUGGCGGCGUAGCAAUGGUGGCCUUUGAGGACAAAAAGCUUCUGUGGUGCAUGAUGACUAGGAGUAUAAAAUGCUUCUGUAGAAAUAUCCCCAUGUAAGAUGGAUUAAAAAGAACUGCAAACCGUCACGUACCCAUCAAUACCCUGCAUUUUCAUUUAAAAAAGUGGUAAAAUAAAAAAAAACAUCCUUCUUAAUUGCCCUUUCCCGCUCUUGUGAUGCUUUAUUUUGAUGCUCUUCCUAUUUCUUGUCCUUAUUUGAUCUGUAUCUUUUUAUUGUUGGGUGGGGUCUACUGGUGGACAGAAAGAAAACACAGGGAUAAGAGGUUGGACUUUGAAACACUGACAUAGUUUUGGCUGAUAUUCCUGGACACUGACUAAAAUUGGCAGAUUUACAGAUAGAGAGAAAAAUUGUUUGUUAAAUCUGUCAGUCGCAUUUAGUACUUCUCAUUUCCACAGUGAAAGGAAAACUAUUAACACUACAGUGAUAUUAUUGGAGCUGAACACAAAGCACGCUCGUAGUUUGCGCCUCAACAAGUGUGACUCUUGUAUUUAGCGUUAAAGGGCCCCCUUCUUGUUUCCUCUUUGACUAACACAUUCCUCUUUGUUUAUGUGGCUUUAAAAUAGCUGUAAAAAGCACACAGCCUGUUUAUGGUGCUUUUAUUUAAAAAAGAGAGACUUUAUUAUUCACACAGGGGCUGUAUUUCCUUGUGAUGCACAUAAAGUGACAAGAAAGUGACUGCCAGAGCCAGACAGAGUGCCUUUUAUCCAUGUUAAUCUCUAAAUUAAAUAUAUAUAGAUUUAACUUGAAGUAAAGUGCGUUCCCUUCCAACUCUGAACCUGUCCUAGCAACAGGAUUGGUGCUUCAGCCUAUCUAGAAAUAGGUCACAAGGUUUUUUCUUGCCUUCACCAGUCGCCUGUCAUCCCUCGACACAUACGAGGACACACACCGAUUCGCACACACGUCUUCCCGUGUGUGCGAGCAUGCAGCAGAACGCAGAGAAAUUGCCACCUGCUGUGAUUUGGAGUCUAAUUUGAACAUGUGUGCUGAUCUCAGAUGGCCGAGCGUUGCCUUUUUUUGGGGAGGAUAAUCCCUUCAUCUGGUCCUCAGACUGUCUGUUUUGCAGCGUGACCUAUUUGGAAGGAAAUGGUGAUUAAGUUCUGAAUGGGAGCCGAGCACGUAAACAGCAGGACGACAACAGAAUGAAUCACGGAGGGAGAGAGCUGCUUUCCAAGUCAGGGGGGUCAGGGAGGUGAAAUACGCAUCCUGUGGUCUAAUGACUUUAGUGUUGACCAACUUUAAAAUGAGUUUGAGCUCUGUUUUUUUUUUUAAAAUCAGGCCUUAAAGGAUGAUUUUAUUAUCAACCUGUAACAAUCACUGCCGCAGCUGUGAAAAUGUUAAUUUACACACAUAUAUUGUGGUGUAUGCACAAACUACGCUUCAAAAAAACAUGAAUGGGACCACUUUGAUGUUACGUUGUGUUUUCCGUGACUGAGUAAAUGUUGGUUCUUUGGCUUUUUUUUUAGAGGAGAUGGUGGAGCUGAAGAGGAUUGAAGGGUUCAGAACGAUGAAGUUUCUGAGAAUUGUAAUACUUCCAUACUUGUGAAUACAGCAUCCUCCAAAAUUGGGCACAAUUUUGUUGUCAGAGCUAGCACCCCCCAGCCUUUGGUCCUCCAGAAAAUCCAUCUGCCUGUGCUGUUUAAACAUAACACUUUUUUAGUAGUUUUUUAGCCAUUUUAAGCCUGCACACAUCUGCAUUUUCUAGAUCAAAAUACUGACAAAUCUCUCUGUGCUACAUCAGAAUUUCAUAUUCAUGUUUAUUAGGGCUGGGACGAUAGGCUUUUCUCCUGAUUUGAUUCUUCUACGAUUUUUUGGAUACCGGUUCGAUUUAAAUUGCAAUUCUACGAUAUUGUCGAUUUUCUCAAUAUUUAGUCUGCAUUUUUAACACCAGUAAAACAGUUGAAUGAUUAGGAUUGUCCUCUGACUAUUCCAGGAACCCAAAAAAUUCACAUUACAUGGAAGCCAGUUUUUAAGAUUUGACCAAAAAAAAUUGAUUUUUGAACAUAAAAAUCGAUUUAAAACUUGUAAAACAAAAAAUCGCGAUACUUGUGUGAAUCGGUUUUUUUGUUCCCACUCCUAAUAUUUAUAGUUAUAAAUAAUGUUUUAUCUAACUGAGCUGUAUUUCUGCACCCUAAAUGCAGAUUUUGGGUAAUUGCUUUCACACUUUCUGAUUCAAGCCCAUUUUGCAGUUGAACCAUUAGCGAUGUAAUAAUUUUUGGAUUGUUUUCUUCCAGUACUGUAAAGAAUAAAGCCUCAAACUGUCAAAAAGACUGUCGAAACUGCAAAGGUCGUCUCCUCGUGAAGGAUCGGGAACUUUAUGACUAAGCAAAUACGAAACAACAAACAAAAUGACUCCUCAGUAAAGCCUGAAGCGUGCAGGUGGUGUAUUUUAGACCCAAAACAAGCAUGGACACACACUGACUGUUUACACUGUUGAUAUGCACUGGCAACCUUUUGUGAAAAGGUCAAAGAGAAGGAAAAACAGCGCAGAGUUUGGAGAGGUCUCAGAGAGCUGUACAUGAUAAUAUAUUAAUGAGUCAAGGUUUCGCUUUUGUGACUGUUUCUGUCGUCUGAACAACUCCAACAACAGAACGAGACAAUUUAACUCUUGUGGAUCACUUUGUUUCAGUGUCUUUCUCACCUGUUAAUCCUUCAUUUAUGUCAUUAAACUAACAACAAGAUAACAAACUCACCUGUUUUUGUCAAGGGCCUCUUGUAUCUACUAGCAUGUAAAAAACACCAUAUAAUCAAAUAACCAAGUAUUUGUGAAGGCAUAAACGCAGUAUUGAAGAAAUCAGAUCAUAAUCAGGGUCAUAUAAAGUUCUUUAUGUUGUGUUAAAGAAUUCUGUACAGUAGAUGUUUGAAAAUGUACAACAGGGAGAGGGACACGUGCAGUUUGCACAUGCAGGCACACCACAAAAAACUUCCUUGUUGAGUGACAGAAGUUUUCUCAGCAGUCGACUAACAAAAGGUUCAAGGCCAGACGCAGAGCUGAAAGCGUCUCUGUUGUGUGCAGUCUGGCUCUGGAAAGUUUUACUCCAGAAGUCUUCAAUCCUGGUCAGCAGGGAGUCAUGGGUUCAGACUUAUAAAUACAGAAGUUGUGUGUGUGAGUUUGUGAGUCACAGAUUGUGUCUUGAUCUGAAAUAAACCCAAAAAUCAGAAAAAAUCUGAAAUGUAAUUAUUCUUGAUGCAUACCUGCAGGGAAGUGAUAGAGGAUGAUCUCUUGCAUGUACCUCAUUCAACCUCAGUCCGGCUUAGGUGUUCAGUGCAGUCGGCACAUUUUUCACAUCAGGCUUUGACCUGGAAAUUGAACAGCACAAAUGCAAAGACAGAAGCUGAGUCGCAAACAAAACCUGGCAGAAGAAGAAGAAAGGAAGUGAACAAGAUGAAGCUAUCAACAUGGCAAGUGCAAGUCCAUAUUCAUACUAUUCUAUACACUACCAUUUAGCCCCUUGAUAACUUGUUUGCUGAUUGUUUUAGUUGAUGAUGUGGUAGGGAAACUUUAGCUGUCUGAAAAAGGGGGCAUAUUUCCACCUGCAGCAGAGGAGAUGGAUACCUUUUGUCAGUAAAUUAAUUCUCAACCAGUUCUUGCAGGCAGUGGCUCAGUUGCUCUGCAUAAUAGAACCAUAACAACAACCAUGUGCAUGCGAAAGUACUGUGUUAGCGCUGAAAGGAAGUGCCUAUAAAUUGAGGUUGUAGGUGCUGCCAUUAGUGGACAUAGGCCCUAAAUUUGUUUAAGGCAGUGAAAAGCUGAUUUCUAAACAGUGAAAAGAUAAUUUAUGUUCAAAUUACAGCCAUGCUUCCUCAUAUAGCUACAGAGACAGACUGCAGUGGCUGCUGGGUAAUACAGUUCUGAUAUGUUGGAUCUAAGAGGUUGUUUUUGGCCGAUCAUCUCUGUCCAUCUGUUUCUAGAAGAUUUAUCCUGUGCCAGACAUGCUGCACAAAUCGGACACUUUUUUUUUUCCUGCAUAUAACCAGAACACCGGUCUGAAUAUAGUCGUCUGAAUCCUUGACCUCUGGUGAUGGUGGAUCUGAACCCUUUUACUCUCUCUGUGUGCAGCUGUUUGUGUCAUGGGAUAACCAAAGCUGGUUUUUAUAAAGGGGGGGAAAAAAGGAGAGCAGAAAAAUGCACGCUUGAUGUCUCCGGUUCUCGUGCAAACACACAUCUUCCUCAAAGUGUGAAGGCUCCAUAAUUGGCAGAGCGAAAGCUACCCACAGUGAUUCCAAUCUGCAUAGUCACAUGCAGUCUGGUGAUGACUGGCAUCCUCAGAAGAACAAAACUAUGAGCUGUUUACUUCAGUGAGACCUGUACUCAUCAUCUCCUCGAAUUAUUUGGCGUCUAGUUUCAAGUCUUUGUGCCAAUUUUGAGAUGAAGAGACUCAGUCUUUGUGGUGUCCUGGCUUAUUUAACCAGUUUUAAAACCAGCCUGCGUCUCUGCGGGGUUUACAUUCCAGGCUGAAACCACCACCAUCAUGUCGAGAAUUUUUGAUAUGCUCCCAAAUUUGCUUGAGGUGAACUCGGCUAGCCAAGGAAAUAAAAAACAGCGGCUGAUUAAACAGGACUCAACAUGAGAGAGACUGGAGUUUGUUUAAAUGAUGUUAAUGGGGCUUUUAAAUAACAAAGCAAUGAGUGGAAUAGUUGCCACAAGUGAUAAAACUGUGACGAAAUAUUGAAGCCUGACAACAGCUCUUGGCAAAGUCUCUUUAUUACGUAUUAAAUACUUACCGGAUUGAUUGAUCUCAAAUGGAGGAAUUCUGAUUAGUGGUUUUCCUUCUUCAGUUUAAGAUCAGUGUGAGAAAUACAGUAAAUUUUGGUCAGCAUCCAAACUGUUAUCUCUUGUUGAGUCAUGCAGUGAUUUCCACUACAGAGUCUUGUCUGUUUUUAAUGCAGCGCUGCUUGAGGGCCUCAAGAUCAGGGCCAUCCAGUACUGGUUUUGGUCCUCUUCCCUUUUGUGCAGAGAUUUUUAUGUAUUAAGGCAGGUUAAGACAUGCAGGAAGAGUUAUCCUUACCAUUCAAAUUACAUUCAGCCCGGCUCUCAUCAGCUGUUUGUACUGCGUUUGAGUUUGUCUAAGGUGGUUUUAUAUGUUGCCUGUCAGUACACUCCUCUCCUGAUGAACACCUGCUCUGCAGAUGGCCUACAGUUCAGAAAGAUCCGGAUAUCAUCUUGUUGCAUGUCAAGUUAAACUGCCUCUCGGUGAUAGUUUUUGUCGAGACAAGUUCAAACACAUGAAGCUCUUCAGCACUUUAAUGUCUAUCAGUGCUUAAUGUUUGUCUGCUGAGCUGCUGCUGGAGCUUUGUAACGUUUCAGGGAUUGUGCACGGGGUCUCAGUCAUAGACAGGUGCACAGUGGUGGCUGUAGUGUGCAAGGAGACAUGCUGCAUUUAUCGCUUUUGAUUUAGCAACUCUCAGGAAAGCUCUUGACUUUUAGACUUGCCUAAAAGUAAUCAAAAUACACUUGAAGAAAUGAUCAUAAAUGUUCUUCCUUGAGCUGCGUCACCCCACAGCUGUCCGUAAUGGACUGGCCAGAGGUCUCCAGGGGGUGUCUAACCCGGUGUUACAGUGUGUUUGACCCUUAAUUAAUUUAAUACUGGAAUAUCCCUUUACUACUAUGACUCAUGUCAGGUUUGUAUCAGAGUUGACCCUAUUAUUUACAUCGUGUUUCUACUACAGUUGACUUUACUUAAUCUAAAAUUUCUUUGACUUCUUUCUUUGACUAAAAUGACUUUCCUGACACCCUUGAUCAAAAAUAUAGCUCUUUUUUUGUAUUUUUGUGUCCUGUUAAUUAAAAGUGUGAUUGAAUUUCAAAAGUAUGAUAAACUAUUUAUUACGUCCUUGCAGCAUAUAAAUGUCAACAAAUGCUUGAGUACUUAAACUACCAUGAAAUAAAACAAUCAAAAGGCAAAAAUAAGCAGGAAAGUGCAGAAAAGUUACAGGAAAAGAAGAACUAAAAAGAAAAAAGGAGUUUUAUUUAUAAAGAGGACAUAUGUUUUUGUAUACGAAUGAAUCUAUAUGUACAGAAGGUGUUAUAUUGGUUCAUCACUUCGAUACGUUGUAGAAAUUAAUGACCAAGAGCCCAGGUGCCAUUUGAGGAAAUUACCGGCACACUCCUCCCUUCUCCGUCCUUGCUUAUCCUUGAAAUGCUGAAUUUUUCUGGGACACACGCUGAGCUACUGUCACACAUUCAACUCUCACUUUUAAUCUGCCUCGCUCCCUCGCUCUCACACUCGAUUAUAAAAAAACACACUCUCACCAUCCCCCUUGAAGAUCCCAUGCUCUUACCCACCAGUAUCAGCAGCUCUCCCAGUCAGCUUGGCCUCGUUUUACUCGGACUGAGAGGAGACUGGAGCCACAGGCGGCACAUCAAAGCUCCUAAUGGCUAACUAAUACUUCCCAUAGCUGAGUACUCAUGUGAGAGCGAGAAAUCAUGUGGACUCCUCAAGGCUAUUGAUCUUUUCAUUUUUAAACCGCUGCUUGUGUUCCUCACUGUUAAAGCUCCGUCUUGUAAUAAACGGCCUCUGUGUGCAUUGAGUUGAAGCAGCCGGGCUUUACUUAAGAGUGUGCCAACCUAAUGGUAGAGGGCAAAAGAGCUUUUAGAUGACACUUUUUUAUAAUGAUCUAAAAAUCCAAAAUUUUUACAUUCUUUUUGGAAACCAUGGACGCAACGUCUUCUGCCCACAGGGGAAUUUAGCGAAUUUUCGACUGGAAGAGGACGAUGGAGGGGGAGGAGGAUUAGAGGGUGAUGUGAAGGAUGCAGAGUGAUGGCAGGUCAGGACUAGAUGAAUAAAUAGGAUGAUAUAAAGGGGAUUUGUGGUUGCGGAGAAGAUUAACCUGAGGUGACGUGUCUUCAUCUCUGGGUGGAUGAACUCGGGGAUGAAUGGAUGAAAUGAAGGUCGGGAUAAAACUGGGUUAAACUGUGUUCUUCCUCUCUGCUGGGAGAUGGCUUCUGAUGGGUAAAAAAUAAGUGUCUCUGUAACCUGCCUGUGUUCUUUAUCAUUUCCAGGAAUGAGUGCAGUUUUCUGUAAUCUCCAUCUAAUGUGGAAUCCAAAGGUUCAUGAUGGAUUAUUUCAGAUUAAGGCGGUGUUUUGGUUAUUAAAUUUAGAGGAGAUUUGAAGGGCGGAAAACAGCGGAACAAGCCUGUGUACUCACACUCGCUGAUCAAUAAUCCUUUGUUGAUGUUUGUCACUUUAGAGGAGUGACACCUGUCCACCUGUCUGGUUAAUGUUGAGGUAAUGAUCUUAAACAGCCACAGUGGAAGAUAGGUAAAGACGCUCUUUGUAAGAAAAAAAACACACAAAAAAAAAUAAAGUGAAACUUCCAUAUAUUCUAGAUUUAUCAUACAUUAAGUAAAUUACUUGAAGAUUUUUUUGUUUGAAUCUUGAUGAUUAUGGCUCAUAGCUCUCUAAAAACAAAGAUCCAGUAUAUCAAAAUAUCAGAAUAUUUUGGGAAAGUCCAGUUUCUUGUCAGUCAUUUUAAUCCCCCCCAAAAAGCCCUAAUCGGCUCUAAUCCAAACUCCUGCAAAGGUUUACUGAACCUUUACUCUCUCAUUCUGGUUCAGUACAAACAACCAGAACCACAAGGAAGCACGCUGACUGACAGUUGUCCAGAAGACGAUCAUUGACUUCCUCCACAAGCAGGGAAAGCCACAGAAGGUCACGAGUGAAAAGGCUGACUGUUCACAGAGUCUGUAUGGAAGUUCAUGGAAAGUUGACUUGGAAGAGAAAGUGUGAGAAGAAAAGAGGACUGUAGCCUUGAGGAGAUUGUCAGAUAAAGCAGAUUGAAGAACUUAAAGGAGCUCCACUAGGGGUGGGCUGAGGCUAGAGUCAGACCAUUAAGAGCCACUACUCACAGGAGAGUCGAGUUCCUACUGUCAAGACACUCCUGAACAAGAGGUGAUCUGAGAGGCCCAGAAUCCAAGGUGCUUGAAGCUCAGCAUGAAGUUUCCACAGUAAUGAUUUGGGGUGCCAUGGGGUGCUGCUUCUCGUCUACUGUAUUUGAGUCUACACAGCCCAAAGUCUACCAGAAGAGUAGAGACAUUCAUGCUUCCAAAUUUCAUUCAUGCUGUGAAGCUUUAUGGAGAUACGGAUUUCCUUUUCCAGCAGGACCUGGCACCUGCCCACAGCACCAAAACUCCUACCAAAUGGUUUGCUGACCAUAGUGCUAUUGUGCUGGGCUGAACUGGCCAACCAACCUGAACAUCAUAGAGGAAAAAGGCCUGAAAUAUCUUGGUUUGUUUAUGAUGAGUCUUGAAUAUACAGAAUUGUCAUUUUUUUAUUUAAUUUUGGGAAAAUUUGAACUUUUUUGGGCUGCACUUACAUAUUCACAGUGUAAAGGGAAAAUAUAGAAAAUGUUAGGAGCACGCUGACCUAAAAUUCUCUUGAAAUCGACAAGAGUUCAUGAGUGGAAAGAGGAGUGAAAGCUCUGCUACGGUCAUGAAUUCAUGAAUGAUCAUAAAUGUUCUUCCUUGAGCUGCGUCACCCCUCAGCAGCCCGUCAUGGACUGGCCCGAGGUCUUGCUGCAAACAAGCGGCUGCUGGAAGAGAGUAGGUGAGUUGUGUUUAGUCUCUUUGCUAAAGAAAUUGGGCAAAGUUAAAAAGAUGUUUGGUGGCUAGUACUAUGGCUGGGACCCUAUAUGAGCUCUUGAUGAAGUUAGGUGCUGUUCUGAGCAUUAUUUGUGGCUAUAGAGUGGUGUUUUGGUUGAAGUUUGUUUAUGGCUCCUCAGACUGCUGUAUAUUGCUAUCGUGCGGUCGUUACUAAAAUUGGUAUAACUAGAGAAGCAAACAGUUUGCAACAUUCGUCUCUCGACAGGGUGUCUAACUUGGUGUUGCGGUGUGUUUGACCCUACAUUAAUUUUACGCCGGAUAUCCCUUUAAGAGGUGGACAGAUUUUUUUUCUCUCAGUUGCUGAUUUUCAUCUUGAACUUCACCCAGAAGUUCAAACAGGUUGAAUUUCUGCUUCUGUUACUCUUCUUUCAUUUUCUCCCAGUUUCCAGGGAACUUUUUUCCUCUUCUCACACCUUCACAUAGAGCCUCAUAAAAUCCAUAAUAACCCCCUCCUCCUCCUCUUUCUUCAGCCCUGUCGCCUCUCUGUGCCCUCCCUCAUCUUCAUCAUACCUACUCGCUGCGACUCCCCUCCCUGUACUUUCUUUGCCCUCUGUUCUCUCCGUCUCCUCUUCCUCUCCUCCUCUUCCUUUUUCUCUCACACGGUGCUGAACAGAGGCCUCAGUGUGUGCGCUGAUGAGGCGAGUGGCAGCAGGAGGGGAGGGGGUGUGAAGGCUGAAAGCAGGGGAGGAGAGGAGCAAAAAGCUGCAACAAAAGCUCCGCUUAGAGGUGUUUGUGUGAGUGCAUGACAUCAUGGCGCUCCUGGGAGCUGUUGGCUGCGGCGUGGUCGCCUGAUUUAUUUUGGUGUGCGACCCCGCAGAGGCAGAGCCGUCCACAUUUUCUUUCCACUAAUGCAGCGUUUUCUAAACUCCUCUGAUUGGUGCAGAUCAUGUUCUCAAAGUUGCACAUCCAGCUGCUGCAUGUACGUAAGCAGAAGUUAAAUUUAAAUUCACCUCCGAGUGUUUGUGGUGGAGUCUAAACCCACAGGAAUUCCAGUAAAAUGGAGCCAUGUUUGCUGGUUUUAGUGGUUCCAUCGAGGUGGUACUGGUCUUUAGUCUCAUAAAAGAGCCAGACGGACCAUUCAGAUCUCAGCUGGUCUCCCCGAUCCCCCGGGUGUGUGUGCGUGAGAAUGUGGGGGGUUGUAGAGAGGAAUGCUGUCUCUUUAUCACACACACACACACACUUACUUGCACACACACUCUUAAACACACUUUCUCUGGUUCUCUGUCUGGCACCCCGGUUUUCUUCCUCGUAAACUUGCAGCAUCCAAAAAGCAGAAUUAAGAGUGUGUAAAGCUCAGAAUGUGUUAAACAGACUUUAUGUGUCAGUGUGUAUUUGUGUGCGUGUGUGUUUGUGUGUGUGUGUGUGUAUGGGGCACACAGCCAGCCCUCUCUGUGAACAGCCCCUCUUUGUGGACACAGGAAGUACGGUGAUGGUCACAGGGAUUUCCAGCCAGAGAUUUUUUUUCUCUUUUAGAAAAAAACAAGCAGCUCACAAACAUCUCAGCUCUGACUGUACUUUUUUUUCUCUUUCUUUGACGUCUUUUUGAUUUAAAACAAAAAUUGAAUAACAUUUGCUGAGAAUAGGAAUCAAGGCUGCUUGAUUAGGACAAAUAAAAUCAUAGUUAUUCCAACCAAAUAUGAUAAAAAACAGUUUCACAUGAUUUGACAUUUGCGUCAUACUGCUAAAUCCUCUUCAAAACUUAUCUAGUCUUUUAAAGCUUUUAUAUAAAGUCCUUUCUUGUGACAUGACUUGGACCUGUAUUUUAUGAUUCAGUAAAAAUUUCUUAGCUGAUUCGUGUGAUCACUACAGCCUCUCUCUUGUCCCUUGGCUUUUCAAACACACAGAUCCUCACAUCUUCUUCCUCCUGCUCCUCUUCCUGCUCUCCUCUCCCCACCUGCCUCCUCCGAAUGUAAUGGGAGAAACACAGCGUCAUUUGAUAUUUAUUAUCAUACUUUUAUGACUGUGGGGAGCCUAGGGGUGUCCUCCUGAUACAACUUUUUUUACUUUCGAUACGAUAACAAUAUUGUAGCCUUCAGUAUCGGCCGAUACAGAUAUUGAUCCGAACUUGUGCAUGACAAGUUUUGCACCCAGCUGCAAUGUCUUUUUCGGACUUUAACAAAAAAUACUGCCACACAGCCGACAUCACUCCUACUACGUACUACUCUGUUUGUACUUUAGUACACACUGUUCUUGUGAUUACUGAGCUCUGCAUGCUGGAUCUGGGCGCUGCUAGCUAGAGGUGCCAGAGUGGAGUCUGGAAUGGACUGCGUCUAUUGGAGUGCCGAUAUCGGAGAUUUUAGGUCGAUAUAAUCUGAUAUUUGUUUUUUGGCUGAUAUUGGACUGAUAUCCAAUAUCAAUAACGUAUCAGGACAGCCCUAGGGGAGCCAUAAUCAACAUUAAAAUCCAAUUAUGUCCCAGCUCUGAUAAAAAUGUGUACAGAAGUGUUCAGAACCUGUACUUAAAUAAAAGGGUCAACAAAACUUGCUGUUAAAUGGAAAAAAAUGAGUUUUUACUACUCAGCACCUCUCCAAACCCUUACAGCAGCCUGCAAAAGUAUUACUUUGCAUUCAACAUCACAGCUUUAAAAAGAAAACAAGUUUUACUCAAAACUGUGAAUCAGGUUUAGAUUUUCUGCUGUAAGAAAAGGUCCUGGAAAAAUGAAGUAAAAGUUGAGUACUUCCAUCAGAAUGAUGUUUACUAUGACUUUUGUGCGUUACGUAUCACAUCAUUCACUUUUUUUUCCCUCUUCUUCUUUGUGUGGAGGUUUUGGACAGAUUAUUAGUCUCACCACAUCACACAUCACAUCUGGAGCAGCACUCAAACAUGUUCAUAGUGUGUCUUUGCAUGCCUAUACAUACAGUAUAUAUAUAUAACUCUAAUGUAAGAGUGCAGUAAUGUGGUUUCUCUGAAACUGUCAGACUCAGCUGGACUCAGGAAAUUAAACUUCUCAGACUGAGCAGCAGACUUUCAAGAUCAGUAUUACGUUUAUUAUUCAUAUGUGAAGAGGCCCGAUGUAAUGGAGGUAAUGAUGUGUCUGCAGGGUCUUUAUUAACAAUUUACCAGCAUGUGGAUAUGGUGAAAGAAAUGUCAAGGUCUAGUUAAAACACCAAAUACAAUGAAAUGAUACAUGUUACUCUCAGGAGCAUUAUGCAUGAUUUCCACUGGACAGGAAGCGUAGUAGAGUAAGGAUCAUGUAGGUCAAGUAUAAAGUUGCAUUAAAUGAAAGUAAACUAGCCAAUCAUCUUGAUUUGUACUUGAGUAAAUGUCCUUCCACCAAAGUACUGUAUGUCUGUGUUUCUCCAUGAGUGGUUAAACUAUAAAGCCUUCUUUCAACAUUAUUUACCUUUCAAAAUUAUGUAACAAAUGUGAUUGCUGUGAGUGUGCGUGCUUUUGUGGCAGUAGCAGAAGUGGAGCAGUGAUGUUAAAGUCAUUAGAGAAAGAGGAAAAGGAAACUUUCCCAGACAGAAGUCUGCAGGACUUUGAAUCGCUGAUUGUAUCCAUGUUUGCAUGAACACAGUCAGAUCUGAAACAAAAAAACACGUUUGAGUUGCAAAGUUUUGUUAUGAAACAGCUCAUUUAUUAGCCUCUGUGUCUCUGCAGGUAGCCGUCCCACCGUGCAGUAUGUGGCCUCCCUCUCUGAGCUGCCUCAGGCUCUGCAGCCAUACUACACUCAGGGAUACGUCCUGGCUGCUCUUCAUCCCAUUAUCCUCUCUGUGGGGCGGACACGCUCGCUCCCCUUCAGCCUGCUCUACAGAGCCAUCCUGGCCCGUCCCAGACCCAGGUACACGAGGACCCCAUUUUCAUACCUGCUUCUUCAAAUCUUCCUCAAUCAAAGGAAAGCUCAGUUUUAACUUAAAUAUGGGAGUCAAAUAGGGGAUAUGAAUGAUGGAUGAGUUUGCUGUUAAGAUAGAUUCCUAAGUAUAUGUAUGACCCAGAAAGAGAUUUUUCUGUAUCAUUUAUUCAACCUCUUUGUGGGACAGUACGUCGUUUUAAUCUGCGUGUUUAACAGGUCUGUGAUUUUGUUGACAGUGCAGCUUUUUUGUGGUCGUUUGCAGGACGACUGAAUGAUAAUCAAUUGGUUCCAAGUUUGUGUAAAUAGCAAAGGACCAAGAACAGACCCCUGUGGCAUCCCAGGACUGAUUUUAAGUAGACCUAAGUUAAUGUAAGAUCAUCACAUCAUAAAACCUGUAGUUAGCUGCUUUUAAAGUUGAGAUUAAAAGGAUCAAAUGCUUUAAGAGGCCAAUGAGGAUCACCGUGUACAAUCCAUCAGAGACCCUCCCUUUACACACACUCACACUCCCCGGUGUGCCCACAUGUUCACCAUCACACUGUCUAGUAAAUCGAUGAAUGAUGGAUGAAGUCAGCUGCAUUUUUAAUGUAAAGCUCCGGCAGGAGGUCAGACUGGCGUGCCAGAGGAAGGGGGGUCAGACUUUGUUUUGGUUUUCCCAGGUCCCCGUGUCUACCCCGAUUCCUAUUGGCUGUAAAUCCACCCAACAACAGGGGGUCCUAAAGCAGCCAAUGAUGUUAAAGUAAAUCAGUAAUCGGAGAGGUUUGAUUGGUCUAGAAACUGUAACUGAAUAUACAGUAGGUGGAUACAUGCAGUAAAGGUGACAGAAUGUAGCUAAUGUUGAUAUUUUUAUGUCACAUGUUAUUUUCCUUAUUUCCAGCUAAAAAAGGGAGUUAAAUGUGUGGGAGUUUUCACUACUCUAGCUGUGUCAAAUGUUGUUUACUCUUUGUUUAAUUGCCGGUUGAGACAUGAAUGAUUGAUGUGUUGGCGUCUGCAGCUCUGUGAAAAUUACAGCUGAACUAUGAACCCUCCAGCUGGACAGGUUCAGGAGGUUUGGUGUCACGAACCAGAGGAGCUCCCCUCUGACCAUCCUGAGCGGGGUAAUGGAUGUUUUUGUCUCUCUCUUAGUAAGCAGAUGGCGUCCAUGUGUCACAGCGUGCCGAUGCUGAAGGUGGAGGAGUGGCCGUUACCUGGAGAGUCUCUGACGGGGGACACAGUCAGGGCGCUUAUUGACAGGGUCAGUAACAAUUCUGCUGCCCAAAACCCUUAAAAAAGAGUUAAAAAUUAGUUUUGAGAAUGGCUUUUUCCAACCUGAGAGCCUGUGGAGGACUGAGAGGUUAGGGUAACAUAUUCAAGACUGUUGAAACCAGAAGAUUUUAGGUAUUAUAAUUUAAAAACCUUUUACUUUCUGCUCUUUGGAAUUCAAAAAACAACUGUUAUUAAUUCUUUUCUAUGAUCUGCAUGUACUAAACAUGAAUAAAAAAUUACUUUUUCAAUAUUUAAAGCACUUCUUCAAAAUACAAAAUACUCAGCUUUCAGGCAUCUAAAACUUUGGGACUCUCAACACAUUAAAGUGUAUUUGAAAUAUCUGAAUUUAGCCGAGUAUUAAAGAGCUUAAAGGAGUUUAACUGAACCACUUUUAACUUGUAGAACCCUAAAAUCCUUCAAAAACAGAGAAAAUUAUUAUUUUUUCAUUUUUCAAGCAUAGAGAAAUCCUAAAAUAGAUGCCAUUGUACAUUGAGAAGUUUCCCAGGUUAGUUUGUCCUGAAAAUAAGUGAAGUUUUUAAUAUUUAUCCCUUUUAAGACCACUUAAAAUCCUUAAAUACCAAUCAAAGACUUGUCUGUACACAGAAAAAUAGUGUUAAAUAUUGUUUAUUUUUGUGGUUUUCUGUGUUUGUUGUUCCAUAAUAGCUGAGAAACUUAAAUUUUAACAGAUGUUUUUGUAACCAUGCUCAUGUUCGUCAACAGAGAGUUUAAAGUCUCGCAUCUCUGAUCAUUUCUGCUGUAAAUCAUAAGUGUGUCUUCUUUGGGUUGUGAAACAUCAAAACUGCCACAAUGGUGGCGCCAAUUUUUCUCUUUUCUUUUCAAACAACAAGACGAGAAAAUUGCACAUAUUUUCCCACAUGUUCUCACUGAGUUGGAUUUUUCUCUCUCUGUGAUUUUUGUCUUUGUGUUGUUCAUAAAGAAAUGUCGUCUUCAGCUCUGUGUUGUUGUUUCUCUGUGAUUUAAAGUUUGAUGCACCGUGUGACUGACUCUGUGUUUCAGGUGAACAGCAGCGCUCGAGGGGGCGUUCGAUUCGUCGGCUCGGUCCUCCAGCAGGUGAGCGGGAUCACGAACGGCAGAGUCCACAGCCCGAAGAGGAGCUGUCGGUCGCCUCCUCGUACUCCUCCUCGUACCCCGCCAGGAGACAGAGAGCUGGAGGAGAACACCUACAGUCCAGGUGAGAAAAGCCCCGCCCAUUUUCAUUCUUAGAAGAUUUACUUUACAGGUGUCUGUGGACUCGCUGUUGGGUUAUCCUUACAGUUCUGACUAUUAAAUGAUCAAAUAACAGUGUCCUGCUGACUUUGACAAGAACUUGACACGUGGGACUGAAUUUGCUGUUCUUAACUCUUCUCAGAUUUGCGUCUGCUGGUGUUUUUUCACUCCUGGGCUCCUGGCUGCGCCCCUCUGGACUCUCCGGUCUGUCAGUACCACCAGGGGGCGCUCUCCAUGCGCGUUUCCAGGAAGGGCCAGGUGGUCAGCGCCCUGGAAGCUGAUUGGCUGGAGCUGACUGCUGCAUAUUACCGAAAAGGCUGGUCAUUGGUGGACUCGUUUGUCUACUGGGACACGCCGAGAGGUGAGUUGAAUGUUUGUAAAAACUGCUGAUUAUUGUAGAUUCAGCUCAGCGUCUUUGUCUCUCUGUGCUGCAGCAGUUUCCUCCAAAACAGAUAAACCAACACAAAAAAACAGGAUGUUUACGAGCAGCUCGUUUGACCUCAGAGACAGUUUGUGUCGGAUCAGUCAGAGAAGUCAUACUGUGAUCUCUUAAGACAGGAGGUGAUGAGAAUUGGACACCACAACCCUCUCUAUACUCACAACAUUAGACUCUGCAGCUUGGUUAUAAAUCAGCGGGUAUAAACAUGAAUUAUUACCUAAUAAACCUAAGAGGGAAACCCCUCAUAACAGAUGUUUUUGUGUCAAAAUUAAGUCAUAAAUUAAAAGAAAGACUACUUAAGUCAGUCUAAAUCUCCCUCAGCUGUAAAUAAAGGAAAUGAGGAAGGAGCAAAAACAUCCUUGAGGGACUCUGGGAUUAGUCUAUGUCCUCUCUCUGUCCUCUCCGCUUUAUUAUCUUUCCUUAUAAAACAAGUUCACACAGAAUCAGUCUCGUCCUGUUUUGGUUCCUCCUGGUCUAUAUUUGGAGGCGUCUUCCUGACCUCGAUGACCUCACUUCCUUUUCCUCUGCAGAGCCGAAGAUUUGAUCAUCAUCUGUAAAACCUGAACAGAGAUAAUACACACUGGCACUGUGAACCCCUCCUCUAACAUGAACACAGGGGAACUGAACCUCUUUCUAAUAACUGGGUCAUGAUCAACUCAGUGACUCUGGACCCGUUUCCUCCUCGUUUACUGCCUCAUUGUGUUUAUGAGCAUCUGUGAUAAGGCUCAUUCUCUCCAGUAACAUCCGUAAGACUUCAUUCAUAAAUUCACAAAAAAAAGGAAAAAUAUAACGAGACAAAAGUUAUUUCAGGGAAAGAGUGACAAAACGUGAAGUUAAAAAACAGUUCACUAUAUUUUAUUACUAAAAUUAAGUCACGGAACCUGUGAUUGGCUUUAUAAGGGAGCAGGUUGUUAUAGCUAAUUAAAGGGAUAUUCCGGCCUAAAAUUAAUUAAGGGUCAAACAGACCAUAACACUGAAUUAGACACGUCAUUACUUCAUAGAAAUGCAAUCAUAACAAGACACUAAGGCAGAAGAGCUACCGAGUCUGCAGUGCAAAAUGAUUAAUAUGGUGAUGCAAGGAAAUGAUGAAGAAAUGAUCAUAAAUGUUCUUCCUUGAGCUGCGUCACCCCGUUGUAGUCCGUAAUGGACUGGCCCGAGGUCUCGCUGCAAACAAGUGAAGAGAGUAGGUGAAUUGACCCUUUGCUAAAGAUGAUGAAGUUAGGUGCUGUUCUGAGCAUUAGGUUUGUUUAUGGCUCCUCAGAACACUGUGUAUUGCUAUCCUGCGGUCGUUACUAAAGUUGGUAUAACUAGAGAAGCAAGCGGUCGGCAACAUUCAUCUCUCAAGGGGGUGUCUAACUCGGUGUUAUGGUGUGUUUGACCCGAAAUUAACUUUACCCCGGAAUAUCCCUUUAAAGUCCAGACGAGGUGAGCCAGGUCCUCGAUGUGAAGUGGAAGUCAGACUGGAUAUCUCCCACAGCUUACAAUAAGAAACAAUAGUAAACAAUGUAGUUCAAUAUAAUGGGAUAACCAACGGGGGGGGGGGGGUACAAAGUGACACAGUAGGAUGCAAUUCUAUACAAUAAAAUCUGAUAAAAAGCAGUAUGAUACAAUCCAAUCCAGUAUGAUAUAAUGUGAUAUCAUGUGAUAACAAACCUUACAAUCGCACCGAGUGCUACUGUAAAAUAAAAUCAAGCAUGAUCAUCUGCUUGCGUGAUAUAAAUUAAGACAAGUUAUGAUUAAAAAUAACUAUUGAAAACAAACGAACUAAAAAAAGUGACAUUUUUCAUGUUUCAGGCGAGCCAGUGCCCAGAUCUCUAGAGGGAUUGUUCGUAUACGAGGAGAGAAGCACGUCUCCUCCUGCCAACGACACCAUCGUGGUCGAGCAGUGGACUGUCAUCGAGGUCAGUUUGUGUGUGUGUGUGUGUGUGUCUCUAUGUGUGUGUUUCUCUGUGUGUGUGUUAAUGUCGUAUAAUCAUGUAUGACCUCGUUCUGACCGAAGCAUCAUGAUUUGAAUAGUGAAGAACCAGGCCGGCAGGGUGAUCAGUGCAGAGAUGAAAGGGAUGAGAGUCUUAUUGUGAAAGGUCAAUGCAGCCAGAUUAACAUGGGCCGCAUUCCAAUUCUCUCACUGUCCACCUUUACUAUCCGGCGUGUUUAAGAGGUUUAGUUUGACCAUGUACCGUAAAAGUACCAGGAUGUUCUAGUAUAUCCUGUUGCAUCCUGCAGUAUGGAAGCUUUUGAUCCACAAUCCUCUUUGCAGAUUUAUGAAGAUCUGUCACAUGUUCAGAGGAAAAGGGUUUAGUAUCUCCAAGGCAACCAAUUUUCACAAAUAUUUAGCUAUUACAAACUUGCCUUUUUGCAGAGCGGGAGGAUUUUCAGAUAAUGGAUUUUGCUCUUAAAAGUGUAACAAGAAAACAAGUACUCUACCUUGGUAAGCAGUGACAGCUGGUGUAUUUUUCCAAAGAAAGUAAACACUAAAAUCAUAAUUAUCCAUAUUAUCUGUAAGGCACAAUGGCUGAUAUGAAACCAAUGUACUUAUUAAAAUGAAAGUCAUAUAUCUGUAUUUGCAGAGCUGAAUAAAAAUAACAUUUCUACAUUCAUAUCAGUCUUGGUCUGAUCUGAUGUUUUCUAAAGAAAACAGGGGAAGCAAAAUAGAGCAGAAGCAUCACUUAAUGCCAUAAGUCCCGUUUUUGCAGUAAACCUGCUCAAAGUCUGAUUUCUUUGUCUGUUUCUGGAAUACUGUUAUAUAUUAUAUUUGGAUGUCCAGGGCCGAGCUCCUUGACUCUUAGCUUCUCCUGCAAAAUGUUCUCAAACAUCAUUUUUGUGAACCUUUUCUGUAAAAUCUCAAACUAGAGAUCAGUUUAUCCUGCAAAUAUCUCAAACAGCACAUUAAACGUACCUCCUACUGCAAGCAUAUGCACCUUUUCUUGCAAUAAUCUCCAUUAAAACAGCAUUACUUCAAAGUUCUCCUGCACAGACGGCUUCCUGAACUUUAUUUUAGUCAGCUUUAGUCAGUCAGUCCUCCUGAAAAGAUCUCUGGAUGGCAUGAGUUUGGCCUCUCCAGUGAAAAUCUGCACUGAGUCUGCAUUACAUUUCUCCUGCAAAGAUCUCCUCUCAAACGGCAUAACUUUAUAGCUUCUACUGCAAAGAUCUUCUCUCAUAGUUAUUAUUUUCAGCUUCUCCUGCAAAGAUUCCCUCUUUAACAGUGUAAUAUAUCGGGAAACAACUCAGUUUUCUCAUUGCAUUUUGUUUUAAGCAUGCUGUCUGGCUCCAGGUUCAACUCCUUACUUUUUACUGCAGGUUUUAAAUUUGUGAAGUUAUAAUAAGAGGCAAUGGAGGUCUGAGGACUCCCUGGACCGGAAACAUGUUUCCGACCAGUAACUUUAGACAGAAACAGAUUGAAGCUGAUUUUGGUCUAAACUCUGAACAUUUUGUUUCUCCUCUCUCAGGGCUCAAACGUAAAAACAGACUACGGGCCACUCCUCCACACUCUGGCUGAGUUUGGAUGGCUGCUCACAUGUGUGCUGCCCACACCCAUCAUCAGACAUGACAGGUCAGUUAAUUAGUGGCACAUUCAAUCCAGUCCAACAUGUUAAUUAAACUAAUUUCAAUCAGCUGCUAAACCUGUUAUAUGAUUAUCAUGUCUUUUUUUGCAGUGAUGGGAAUUUGGCCACAAAGCAGGUCGUGUUUCUGCAGAGGCCGGUUCGAGGUCAGACCGCCGGGCACACGAGGAACCAGGUGAGAGUGGGAGAGAAAAAACAGAAACAAUGAUUUGUAACAGGAAAGAGUAGAGGGCUGACAUAAACAGCCAAAAAAUAAAAAAUAAAAAACCUCAAAUAGACAUCUUUUCUUCAGAUCGUGACACAUUUGAAGUUCAGUGAAAUACUUUCUAGCACAGAAGAGUAUGUUUGAAGUUCCUCAGUUUGUAGCUGCAGGGAGUUUUCUGUUUAUUGGACUACACUGCCCUCCACUGGACAAAAUUGAAGCUAUAUUAAAUUUGUAUUAAAAGUGAAAGUUGACACGGAGUUGCUGCUGCAUCUUUAAAAAGUGGAAAUUUAGGGAAAAUCUGGUCUUUAUUGAUGUUUAUAGUUCUAAAUCUGGAUUUGCUUUCUGUCUGCAGACUAUGUCGGUGCACAGCGACAUCUCCAGUCGCUCUGUGAGUCGCUCAGUCAGCAGCUCCGUCCCCACAGACGAGCUCUCUCCGACCGUCGGAGGCAUUGGAGGCUUCCCAGUGUUCGGAGGAGGGUAUCCCAGCGCCCUGUCUCACCUGGAAGAGGGGGGCUUCGAGCAGGAGGAGGGGAAAGCUGAGGUCACCUGCAUGUGA
This is a messenger RNA of Xyrichtys novacula (pearly razorfish), 21026 nucleotides long. NCBI's taxonomy places the organism in Eukaryota, Metazoa, Chordata, Actinopteri, Labriformes, Labridae. The record is from the annotation of a GenBank genome assembly.